GUAGCGGCGCUGCGGGCCCCGGGGGCAGAGGUGGCGGCGGCGGGCGGGGGAGCCGAGUCGGGCGCCGCAGAGUCGGAGAGCGAACCGCCGCGAUGCCGUUAGAAGUGGAGCUGUGUCCGGGGCGUUGGGUGGGCGGGCGGCACCCCUGCUUCAUCAUCGCCGAGAUCGGCCAGAACCACCAGGGCGAUCUGGAAGUGGCCAAGCGCAUGAUCCGCAUGGCCAAGGAGUGCGGCGCCGACUGUGCCAAGUUUCAGAAAAGUGAGCUGGAACACAAGUUCAACCGGAAGGCCCUGGAGCGGCCCUACACGUCCAAGCACUCCUGGGGCAAGACCUAUGGGGAGCAUAAGCGGCACCUGGAGUUCAGCCACGACCAGUACAAGGAGCUGCAGAGCUAUGCCCAGGAGGUGGGCAUCUUCUUCACCGCCUCGGGCAUGGAUGAGAUGGCGGUUGAGUUUCUGCAUGAACUGAACGUUCCAUUUUUCAAAGUUGGAUCUGGGGACACUAACAAUUUUCCUUAUCUGGAGAAGACGGCCAAGAAAGGCCGCCCCAUGGUCAUCUCCAGCGGCAUGCAGUCCAUGGACACCAUGAAGCAAGUCUACCAGAUUGUGAAGCCCCUGAACCCCAACUUCUGCUUCCUCCAGUGCACCAGUGCCUACCCGCUCCCGCCGGAGGAUGUCAAUCUGCGGGUCAUCUCGGAGUAUCAGAAGCUCUUCCCUGACAUCCCCAUUGGGUACUCCGGGCACGAAACGGGCAUCGCCAUCUCAGUGGCCGCCGUGGCUCUGGGAGCCAAGGUGUUAGAGCGGCACGUGACUCUGGACAAGACCUGGAAGGGCAGUGACCACUCGGCCUCCCUGGAGCCCGGGGAGCUGGCGGAGCUGGUGCGGUCUGUGCGCCUCGUUGAGAGGGCCCUGGGCUCUCCGACCAAGCAGCUGCUGCCCUGCGAGAUGGCCUGCAAUGAGAAGCUGGGCAAGUCGGUGGUGGCCAAAGUGAAAAUUCCGGAAGGCACCAUUCUAACCCUGGACAUGCUCACCGUGAAGGUGGGUGAGCCUAAAGGCUACCCCCCUGAAGACAUCUUCAGCCUGGUGGGCAAGAAGGUCCUGGUUACCGUGGAGGAAGACGACACCAUCAUGGAAGACGCGGUGGAAAAUCAUGGCAAGAAAAUCAAGUCUUAGGGGCCGGAGUGAUAGGACAAUGGGUAAGGCGCUUGCCUUGCAUGUGGCCAACCCAGGUUCUAUCCCUCGCACCCUGUAUGGUGCCCCGAGCACAGCCAGGAGUGAUACCUGAGUGCAGAGCCAGGAGGAAGCCCUGAGCACUGCUGGGUGUGGCCCCAGCCUCCCCACCACCACCGGUCCACCCCUUCCCCCCACACAGCCAAAUCAAGACUUAAAAUAAAAGGC
Sorex fumeus (smoky shrew) is the source of this 1397-nucleotide messenger RNA. RefSeq names its product N-acetylneuraminate synthase (gene NANS). The coding region runs from base 93 to 1172 and encodes 359 amino acids. NCBI's taxonomy places the organism in Eukaryota, Metazoa, Chordata, Mammalia, Eulipotyphla, Soricidae. The transcript has 6 exons. The record is from RefSeq and is a predicted model, not a curated record. Gene Ontology annotation, molecular function: N-acylneuraminate-9-phosphate synthase activity. Gene Ontology annotation, biological process: carbohydrate biosynthetic process.